UCGUUGUAAGUUGCGAGUUAUCGUUGUGAAUUUUGCGAUUUAUGUGAUUUAUACAAAAAUCGAACGCGAGAGAUAACUACGUUGCGCAUUGUUUCAACAAAGACCACUAAAACUACUGGGUUAACGCAAAAAAAGUGAUUUCAUAAUAACUUGUUACGAUGUCAAGAGAUAAUAAUAUUUAUUAUUCUGAGAAAUAUUACGACGAGGAGCACGAAUACAGGCAUGUGGUACUUCCAAAAGAGAUGGUGAAGCUGGUCCCCAAGAACCACCUGAUGUCGGAGUCGGAGUGGCGCAGCAUCGGGGUGCAGCAGAGUCAGGGAUGGGUGCACUAUAUGACGCAUCAGCCUGAGCCUCAUAUUCUGCUAUUCAGGCGAAAAAAGACAACGCCACCCGAAAAGAAAUAGACCACCAAACAAAUGUACAUGUAUAGAUCUUCAUCAAUUAGUUUUAAUCUUAGGUUUAGUCAGCCCUCAACAAACUACAUUCUUAUUAAUUCUUAAUUAUAAUUUCUUAACAAUUCAUAGUCUCUGCUGGGCAUGGCUCACGUAAGAAGGCGUUAAACUCCACCACACUUGCCCAUUGCAUCAUGUUAUGUUAAAUAGUUUUGAAAACUGUUUGUGUUUGUUCUAGCUAGUGGUAACCAAAAACAAGCCUAAUUAAAAUGUACCGUAAUUUUAUCAUUAUACUAUUAUUAGGGUUAUUUCAUUGUCUUACAAUUAUGUGGACGUCGGGUCCGCGCUAAAAAGUGUCCGAACUUAUAGGGCGUUAAAAUCGUAUACAGAGCGUCAUUCACGCUUUAGUCUUCAUUUGUUCGACUGACAGCGA
Molecule: messenger RNA, 825 nt
Organism: Hyposmocoma kahamanoa
Lineage: Eukaryota; Metazoa; Arthropoda; Insecta; Lepidoptera; Cosmopterigidae
Gene: Cks30A
Product: cyclin-dependent kinases regulatory subunit
Exons: 3
Coding region: 159-404 (81 amino acids)
Biological process (GO): regulation of mitotic cell cycle
Cellular component (GO): cyclin-dependent protein kinase holoenzyme complex; SCF ubiquitin ligase complex
Molecular function (GO): cyclin-dependent protein serine/threonine kinase activator activity; protein kinase binding; ubiquitin binding
Source: RefSeq, a predicted model, not a curated record